AUGGAGGAAAGGAUGAGUUCCGUGCUUUUGGAGACUUUCAAAGGUUCAACCCGCCGAUAUUUGAAGGAGAAAAAUGUGCGUGUAAAGAAAGAAAUGAGGUUUCUAAAGUUGAUGCGAGGAAGAGGACAAUCCAGCAGGAAACCAUAUGAUGACAAGAGAGAACAAUCUGAUUUUGGAAAGCUAAGUGGAGGAGGAACUUCUACUCCACUUAAGUGUUUCGGAUGUUGUAUUGAAGGUAAUUGUGUCGUUGAUUGUGAUAGGACUCCUGUGAUGGUCAUAAAGCACACAAGUGUAGAAUUGGCUAAAGUUCCUCACACUUCCGAUCAUGACCCAGCUGAAAGGGAAACCAAUAAGGAUGGACAAGGAGGUGAUGAGAAUACUAAUGUCACUGAGGAUGACAAUGACAUCGAAGCUUCUGAAGACAAUGAGCAUAACAAGAAUAACACUGAAACAACUACCAAUGUGGUGGAGUUAGAUGUGUAUUCCGACAACGGAUUGCUUGCCUCAUUGAAUCCAAGUGUAGCCAACACGCUAAUGACUAGAAGAAAAGGAAAAGUUGUUUCCCAAAGUUCCCCUGAAAAGAAUGCAAAAGUUAAGAGUCCUGUCAAAGACUCUCUCAAGAAGAAUAGUACUUCUGGUGGUCCUAUCAAAAGCAGAGUUGUGGCUAAGAGUGUAGGGGUUGGUCAUUCAAAAUCCUGGAGCAAGGUUGUUCCAAGGAAAAGAAAGGAGAGGGAAAUUGUUGAAUCUGAGUCUAAUGUUGAAGUGGAUGUUCAUGACAUUCCAUCAAGGAAGAAGCCUACAACCAGCAAGCUUGCUGCAAGUAUUCAUGAAGUCCAUACUGAUAAUGUGUCAUUCCAUUAUGCCUCUAGUGCCAGCCGGUGGAAAUAUAUGCUCCAAAAGAGACUAGCGGUUGAAAGUGAAUUGGCUCCAAAUGCUCUUGAAAACAAGGAAAUCUUCAAGAUAAUUCAAGAAGCUGGACUAUUGAAGACUAUUUACAAACUUCCCAAAUGCUACGAAAGGCUAGUCAAAGAAUUUGUGGUGAACCUAUCUGAAGAGUGUGGAAACAGCAAGAGCGUGGACUUCAGAAAGGUGUUUGUGAGAGGUAAGUGUGUAUCAUUCUCUCCUUUAGUGAUUAAUAACUUCUUGGAAAGAACAGAUUUAGCUCAACCUGAGCUUGAAGUAACAGACAACAAGGUUUGUCAAGUGAUCACAGCCAAGCAAGUAAAAAGCUGGCCUCUUAAAGAAAAACUAAAUGCAAGUAAGAUGAGCAUCAAGUAUGCAAUGCUUCACAAGAUAAGAGCAUCUAAUUGGGUGCCAACGAAUAAAAAAUCCACUAUCUCAGCUGUUCUUGGAAGAUUUCUGUAUAUUGUAGGAACAAAGACAAAGUUUGACUAUGGAACAUAUAUUUUUGACCAAACUAUGAAGCAUGCUGGAAGCUUCAGUGUUAAGGGCCCGGUGGCCUUUCCAUCCCUCAUGUGUGGCAUAAUUCUGAAUUAG
Vicia villosa (hairy vetch) is the source of this 1497-nucleotide messenger RNA. RefSeq lists its product as uncharacterized. The transcript has 3 exons. Bases 1 to 1497 code for a protein of 498 amino acids. The record is from RefSeq and is a predicted model, not a curated record. Lineage: Eukaryota; Viridiplantae; Streptophyta; Magnoliopsida; Fabales; Fabaceae.